AUGAGCAAUCGCAAGAGAUCGCGAUCUGUCAGGGAGGAGAACCGUGCUGAGUGUCCCUUCACGAUUUCUUACGCGACUGGCCCUUCGGCCGCCCAGCAGGAACGUCACAAAAACAAGAAGCGGAAGCGCGAUGGUCAAAAUGACGAUAAACGGGUUCAGAUUCAAAUUUCUCCCUUCUUCCCAACAGGCAGCUUCAAAACGCACGACACCAUGGACUUGUACUACACUGUCGAACCUGGAAAACGAUGGCAAGAUAUGACGCGCUACAAUAGCUUCGUCCUCGGCGGUGUCAAAUAUUAUAGCGAAGGAUUCGUUCGUGUCGCUAACGAGGUAACCAUUGAACAACAAAAAGCUCAAGGUGCUGGCAAAGGUAUUUACAAGAAGAGUAUUGAUGACUGGAUCGCGCGCAUCCUCGAGAUCCGUGCUUCCGAUGAGCAUCACGUUUAUGCACGCAUCUAUUGGAUGUACUGGCCCGACGAACUUCCUGCUGGGACCCUUGACGGCAAGAAGACUGUUCAAGGCCGCCAGCCGUACCAUGGCGCUAACGAACUGAUUGCUUCCAACCACAUGGAUAUUAUCAAUGUUGUCAGUGUUACAGGACCCGCUACCGUCAACCAAUGGAUUGAGUCCGAUGACGAGGAGAUCAAAGACGCGCUUUAUUGGCGUCAAGUGUACGACUGCCGUAACCCGCAACUUUCGUCUGUUGAACCCGUGUGCAAAUGUCAAACUCCCGCGAACCCCGACAGGGCACUGAUAGGAUGCACGAGUUCGGAAUGCGGGAAGUGGAUGCAUGACGAAUGUAUGGCUCAUGACAUUCUCACGCAAGUCUACGAACGACUAGGAACCGAUAAGUCUCAUCGAACCGAAGGAUCGAUUGUCAAGGAAGGGAAGCCCAAGGAAGCGACCCGUCCUCUGUCGCCCACUGACGCUAUGGAGAAAGAGACCCAGCCGACGAUCGAUGUCGGUUCCGGCGAAACGAACGAUAACGUAUACGUGAAGAAGGCUGCUCGCGAAACCCCUCGUGAGACAGAAACCCCAACACCUGGACCAACGCCAUCCAGAUCUAUCGCCACCGCAUCAGUUAAAGGACCAGCCAAGAAGGGUCGCAAGAAGAAGAUCGCAGACUCCAAGCCAUAUCUGGGACUCUUCGAGGCCACUCUCAAGAUGCAAGACGGGCCCACAACAUGGGAGAUUCGUGACCUGCGUGAAAACGUAACCGGUGGCGAUGAGACCUGGACUGAGAAGGCUCACUGUCUGCUAUGUGGUUCUAGUAUUGACUGA
This is a messenger RNA of Fusarium oxysporum Fo47, 1281 nucleotides long. RefSeq lists its product as uncharacterized. NCBI's taxonomy places the organism in Eukaryota, Fungi, Ascomycota, Sordariomycetes, Hypocreales, Nectriaceae. The transcript has 4 exons. The record is from RefSeq and is a predicted model, not a curated record. Gene Ontology annotation, molecular function: chromatin binding. Bases 1 to 1281 code for a protein of 426 amino acids.